This is a messenger RNA of Chelonoidis abingdonii (Abingdon island giant tortoise), 1312 nucleotides long. RefSeq names its product ARF like GTPase 10 (gene ARL10). Lineage: Eukaryota; Metazoa; Chordata; Testudines; Testudinidae. Gene Ontology annotation, molecular function: GTP binding; GTPase activity. The record is from RefSeq and is a predicted model, not a curated record.
GGAGGAUCCGGGCUGCCUGAGCCCUGCCCUCGCUCUACUGCUCCGCAGUGCCCAGGCCAAGGGCCCGCGGAACUAGCCCUGCAGCCCGUGAAUGGUCACGGGGGGCUCUCGGUGCAGGGACCUGGGGGUCUGCAGCCUGGCUACGCUUCCCAAAGGGGUCUGCGCCGCCCCGUGAAUGUGUUUAGAGCUUUCGGGUCUUCCCCCAGCAGGCCCCGCUGUUUGGGCACUUGGGAGCAGCCCACGCGUGACACGGCACUUGCCGGACCUGGGCUGUAGCUCAUCCACCAUCCUGGCUCGGACAGCGGCCGGCAAAUGCUGCCGAAGAAGCUGCCACAACACGUGCAGGAAGCAGCGAUGGUCCGGUCCCGGCUGGAUUUCUCCAUGCGGCAGGUCCUGGUGCUGGGCCUGGAGGGAGCUGGGAAGAGCAGCGUUCUCCACUACAUCUCCAGCGAGGCAGCCAAGGACCGCACAGCUCCCACCCAGGGCUUCAACUCUGUCCAAGUGUACGCAGACGGCUUCCAGAUCGACCUGCUGGAACUUGGCGGCAGCCAGAACCUGCGAUUUUAUUGGAACCAGUACUUGAGUCAGGCCCAUGUGCUGGUGUUUGUAGUGGACUCUGCAGACAGGCCACAUCUUCCCACAGCUCGACAGGAGCUGCAUUGGCUGCUGGCUGAGGAUCCUCGGUUGCCUUUGGUCAUCCUGGCCAAUAAACAGGACAAGAGUGAUGCGCUGAGUGUGGCUGAACUGCACCGGGAGCUGGCCCUGCACAUGCUGAACGGACAGAGGGAGUUCUUCCUGCUGCCCACGAGCGCCACCCACGCCGCGCUGGCCACUGCCACCAGCAUCCGGCACGUGAAGAGUCUGCUGGUGGAACUGCUCUCCCAGCUCUGAUGUGCUCUUCACACCGUAAGGACGGGCAGGUUGGACUGACCCUGUGGCGCUGGACUGGAGACUGCUGACAGGCCAGAGCUGCUCUACUUCCAUGCUGCUAUCCCCCAUCGGGUUCUCUGUGCACCCCCUUGGGGCCUAUGCAAGCUGCCCUCAGCACGCAGCUAGCUGGCCCAGUCAUGGAGCUGUGGCGAGAGAACAACCUCUGUCCCCACGCAGUCCAAGGGCAGAGUCCCCCACCUCUAGAUGGGGCACAGUGAUGUUUACAAAUAUCCCCAACCCCCCACAGCAGGGGAAAUGGGCACCAUUCAGCCUGGUGCAUGUGGCACCAAAGGGGCCAUGCAGUUGCACAACUCAUAGACUCAGACUUUAAGGUCAGAAGGGACCAUUAUGAUCAUCUAGUCUGACCUCCUGCACAAUGCAG